AUGCCUUGGAGCGCCCUGGCCCCCUCUGAACUCCUUACAAGACCUGUAGUUCUGCAGGAAAGGGGAUCCUCCCCAGAGUGGUACGAAACAGGCCUUUGUGUGAACUACGGCAUAUAUGUAAUCACGCCUCACCUCGUCUUUAAUGCAUCCUUUUACACCCCAGCUCCUGCUGUUGAACUAGAUACCUCGGACUCCGUCUUUUGGAACAUUGACUUCAAACCCUACUACAUUGCUACAGUUUUUAUCCACAAUGAGGAGCAUCGCCAUCGCCUUCUACGUGAGUCAGGAGGCACUGCUUGCCCAUGCUCCACACCCUCUAAUUGGUCGCGCACCCAUACUUGCCUAAUCUAG
Echinococcus granulosus is the source of this 351-nucleotide messenger RNA. RefSeq lists its product as hypothetical. The record is from RefSeq and is a predicted model, not a curated record. The transcript has 3 exons. The coding region runs from base 1 to 351 and encodes 116 amino acids. NCBI's taxonomy places the organism in Eukaryota, Metazoa, Platyhelminthes, Cestoda, Cyclophyllidea, Taeniidae.